Messenger RNA from Anarrhichthys ocellatus (wolf-eel), 1932 nucleotides. It is a transcript of the gene dpagt1, whose product is annotated as dolichyl-phosphate (UDP-N-acetylglucosamine) N-acetylglucosaminephosphotransferase 1 (GlcNAc-1-P transferase). Gene Ontology annotation, molecular function: UDP-N-acetylglucosamine-dolichyl-phosphate N-acetylglucosaminephosphotransferase activity. Lineage: Eukaryota; Metazoa; Chordata; Actinopteri; Perciformes; Anarhichadidae. The transcript has 9 exons. Gene Ontology annotation, cellular component: membrane. Gene Ontology annotation, biological process: dolichol-linked oligosaccharide biosynthetic process. The coding region runs from base 268 to 1500 and encodes 410 amino acids. The record is from RefSeq and is a predicted model, not a curated record.
UCGGGAAAUGGUUAAACAGACGUGGAGUUCAGACAACCAGUGAGCAAAUAUUAACAGCAAUAACACGUAAUGCAAGAUGUUAUGGAUUACCAAUGUAACUCAUGGACUUAUUUUCCGUUGACGCCGGAAGCGUAUUCCGCUUUGAAAUAGCGAUGUGACAUGUUUUUACCUCAGUGAAGACAGCCAAAGCUCGUUCAUCGAUCGCCUGAAGGGGUAACGUCAGAUUAGCUUAGAAACGUGACUUGAUUUUUCAGAAACCCACCAAAAAUGCCUGGAAACAUGUCACCAGUACCCGUCCUACCGUUGGUGAUCAACUGUUUCCUGUCUAUCGUCGGCUGCAUGGCCACAUUGAAACUCAUCCCUGCUUUCAAAGACCAUUUCAUCUCAGCCAGAUUGUACGGAAUGGACCUAAACAAAACGUCCAAAAAGGAAGUCCCAGAGUCCCAAGGAGUCAUCAGUGGGACAGUCUUCCUCAUCAUCCUCUUCUGCUUCAUCCCGGUGCCUUUCCUUAGCUGCUUUGUAGGAGAUCAGUGCAAGGGCUUCCCACACGAUGAGUUUGUGCAGCUGAUUGGUGCACUUCUGGCCAUCUGUUGCAUGAUCUUCCUGGGCUUUGCUGAUGACGUGCUGAACCUGCGCUGGAGACACAAGCUCCUGCUUCCCACCAUGGCUUCCCUUCCACUGCUCAUGGUGUAUUUCACCAACUUCGGCAACACGGUCAUCGUGGUGCCCAAGCCCUUCAGAGCCCUGCUGGGGCUGCAUUUGGAUUUGGGUAUUCUCUACUACGUCUACAUGGGAAUGCUUGCGGUUUUCUGCACGAAUGCCAUCAACAUCCUCGCGGGCAUCAAUGGCAUCGAGUCAGGUCAAGCCCUGUUUAUCUCCGGCUCCAUCAUCGUCUUCAACCUGGUGGAGCUCAGUGGAGAUUACCGGGAUGACCAUGUUUUCUCCCUCUACUUCAUGAUACCAUUCUUCUUCACCACAUUAGCACUUUUUUACCACAACUGGUACCCUUCGUCUGUGUUUGUGGGAGACACCUUCUGCUACUUUGCUGGGAUGACCUUUGCUGUAGUCGGCAUCCUCGGACACUUCAGCAAAACAAUGCUGCUGUUCUUCAUUCCUCAAGUGGUUAACUUUGUCUACUCCUUGCCUCAACUUUUUCAUGUCAUACCCUGUCCCAGACACCGGCUCCCCAGGCUGAAUCCAGACACAGGCAAACUGGGGAUGAGCUACUCUAAAUUCAAAAGAAAGGACCUCUCUAAAUUAGGAAAUCUCAUUCUGAAGGUGGCCGAGUUAUUAAAGCUGCAAGAGGUGCAAAGAGGCCAGGAGGGCGAUGAUGGGUUUAUCGAGUGCAACAACAUGACCUUAAUAAAUCUGGUCCUGAAAAUACUCGGCCCCACCCACGAGAGAAACCUCACAGUCAUCAUGCUCGUCAUUCAGGUGAUGGGCAGUGUACUGGCUUUCGGGAUCCGUUAUCAUCUGGUGCGUCUCUUCUACGACUCCUAGACAGCACUCUGGGAAAGAGGGGAGAGAGCAUUGGCUGAGAAGAUAUGAUGUUGCUUUAUGCAACUAUUUUUACAGGCUCAUGGUUCAUCUGCCUUUGACAGGCUCCAUUACCUCGCUGUUACUUUUCUGCAUCAGACUCUACUUGCAGUAUAGACCCAGUAGAAGGUUCAAAGCUGUAUUUCACUUUGUACAACAUUUUCACGUACAGUGUUCCAACGUACACUGCUCGGGGUCUGACAUAAACAGCAGUACAGUGUGUUUUUCUCCUGAAUUUCAGUAAUUACAAGCAGCAAAAAGUAACUAGGUCUUAAUGACCUUAUGUGUCCAACCUGAAAGUAUAUUUUUGUACUUGGUUUUUUAAAGGAAAGUACAGUAAGUGGGGAUGGCCUUCGGUUUUCAGGUCAGCCAACAUCAAUAGUUGAUGCCACUAAA